Candoia aspera is the source of this 2170-nucleotide messenger RNA. It is a transcript of the gene HSD17B12, whose product is annotated as hydroxysteroid 17-beta dehydrogenase 12. The record is from RefSeq and is a predicted model, not a curated record. Gene Ontology annotation, cellular component: endoplasmic reticulum. Gene Ontology annotation, molecular function: oxidoreductase activity. NCBI's taxonomy places the organism in Eukaryota, Metazoa, Chordata, Lepidosauria, Squamata, Candoiidae. The coding region runs from base 58 to 1011 and encodes 317 amino acids. The transcript has 11 exons.
AAGGCUGAGUCUUGCCGGGCCCAGUACAGUUUUUGUUGGCGCAGCUUUGGGAGCGUUAUGGAGGCUUCCGCUUCUUUUUUAUCCUUCGCUGCCGGCCCCUUCUAUUGGAUCGGAGUGCUGGUCGUCGGCUACUACUUCUUUAGUAUGCUUUUUAAGUUAGUAGGCACCAUCCGCCUGUGGCUGCUGGACAACUCGGCGAUCCUGGACCCGUACCGGGGCACCUGGGCAGUUAUCACAGGAGCUACAGAUGGAAUUGGAAAGGCCUAUGCGGAAGCGUUGGCAAAGCAUGGAAUGAAGGUGGUUCUUAUCAGUAGAUCUCAAGAAAAACUGGAUAAGAUUGCCAGUGAAAUAAAGAGCAAAUUCAAGGUGGAAACAAAAACAAUUGUUGCUGACUUUUCAAACCGAGAAAAUAUUUACAGCAAUAUAAAAGCAGGCUUGGAAGGCCUUGAAAUUGGUAUUUUAGUGAACAACGUGGGCGCUUCCUAUGAUUAUCCUGAAUAUUUCCUUGAGGUCCCAGAUUUAGAUAAAAAUAUUGACAGUAUGAUAAAUGUUAAUGUCAUAUCCAUGUGCAAGAUGACACAGUUGGUGCUUCCUCGCAUGGUAGAAAGGUCCAAGGGAAUAAUAGUUAAUAUCAGUUCUAUGUCUGCAUUAAUGUCAACUCCAUUUUUGAGUCUUUAUUCAGGAAGCAAGGCUUUUACGAAUGUCUUCUCUCAAGCUCUCAGUAUGGAAUACAGAGACAAAGGUAUCCUUGUGCAGACUGUUCAACCAUAUUUUGUGGUGACAAAAAUGUCUAAACUUCGUAGAUCAAACUUCUUUAGACCCACUCCUGAACAAUAUGUAAAAUAUUCCCUCAAUACCCUUGGCCUCGAAGCGGUAACUUGUGGAUAUCCAUCUCAUGCUUUGGUGAAGUGGAUUGGCCAGUAUUUACCUGAGUGGUAUAUAAGAAAAAACAUCAAAGAUAUAGCCAUAAAAUCAAGAGAUUACCAUUUAAAGAAACUAAAGAAAAACUAAGCUGAAUUGCCUUGACAAGAUCCUUGGUAUUUUUAAAAUCUACAUUCAAGUAUCAAAUACUUUGUCACGUGUUAUAGUCUUUGUAUGGGAUAUUUUGAUGGAAACCAGAGACUGGCAUGAAGAAAGAAAAAAAUAUAUGAGGUGUAGAAAAAUCAAUGACAACUUCUAGAGUAUCUGCUGCUCUGAAACCAUUCUAUUAAAAUGUGUGAUACAUAAUUAAGUAUUAAACAAUAUUUUCAAUUAAUAGUUUUACUGAAGUGCAUCAGUAGCAUUUCAGAAAGGUUCAUUUUUAGAAAAGUGGUAGAAAUUGACAUAGAACAAUUUGGAAUUUGUAACAUAUCACUACCCAUAAUCAAGUCACAUAACUUACUCGAUUUUAAACUAAAAAUCUACUGUUAUUUCCUCAAUUUUGCUAUUUCAAGAAAUACCCCUUUUUGAAAUGUGUUGAGAUUUUAAAAACUACAACAGAUUGGCUGUAGGAUCUUUGUCUUGUCAAUGUGAACAUUCAUUAUGUGGCAGUCAGUUUCAGGCAUCAUAAUAAUCUUUAUUCCUUAACAAAGCUUUAAAAAUAUGGCUUAAAAUAACGGUGACACAGAUUUCAUAUGUUCACAAUGUUUGGGUUGUUUUUUUUUUUACUAAUGACAAUACUUUAAGUAAAAUGGUACUUUGUGGGGGGUGUUAUAUCAAAUAUUAAAAAAUAAGGAUUACAGCAACAGACAGGAUAUUCCUUACCUUGAUGUUCUAUUAAUAUAAAUGUCUGUGGCUUGGACCCAGGAAGUGCUUGUGAGAUUCCACUGAUGCAAUGGGAUUCUCCAUUAUAUAACAAGGUAAGGGAGCUCUUUGAGUGAUAUGAGAUGUAGUACAGAAGGCUGCAACAGAAAGGAUAAUGAGAGAAAGAAGGUAAGCAUGUUUGGGCAAUGUGUCCUCUUGCAUAAGAAUUCUUGGCUCCAGAAUUAAAAUAAGGCCUUGCAAAUGUUGAUAAUACAGUUAACAGGGAUUUGUUAUUCCUAUAUUGUAACUCAGUGAAAUGAAAAAUUGCCUUCUUGAGAUUAGAAAUAGUUCUAUCUAUCUUUACAUGAAAAUUAAGAUUUGAAUUUUUAAUUCCUUAAAUCUUAUUAUUUGUACCUUCAGAACAAAUAAAAUGAAAAUGCUGUAACUU